Messenger RNA from Mercenaria mercenaria, 1158 nucleotides. Its product is annotated as beta-1,4-mannosyltransferase egh-like. Gene Ontology annotation, molecular function: beta-1,4-mannosyltransferase activity. The record is from RefSeq and is a predicted model, not a curated record. Bases 1 to 1158 code for a protein of 385 amino acids. Gene Ontology annotation, cellular component: cytoplasm. The transcript has 3 exons. NCBI's taxonomy places the organism in Eukaryota, Metazoa, Mollusca, Bivalvia, Venerida, Veneridae.
AUGAUUGUACACUUCAUCAAAGAAAAUUUACCACAGCGAAUGUAUCGUCUGCUUUUCUUUGCUAUUCUGCUUUUCUACAUUAGGGUAGCUUUGGAAUAUGCUGCACUUUUAAUAAAGAGAUAUGCUGGAUAUACCAUAGAGGAUGCUAUCAACAAACAUGGAAUUGCCAUUAUAAUAUCAAUUUACAGUCUUUUUUUCACUUUUUAUCUUAAUAUACCAGUUAUUUUAUUCAACUUCCUAGGACUAUUUCUUUACAACCCUUUUGACAGAAGAGUUGAGCGUAAUGAAAAUUUUGAUCGAGUUCCAUUUAUUUGUUUUCGAGUGGUGACACGUGGACUGUAUCUAAAGCUUGUCACUGAUAUCACCGAGAAAAAUAUAGAAACUUGUAAAAAUGUUGGACUUAAAAACUUUAGAUUUGAAAUAGUUUCUGACAGUGCGUUGAAUCUUCCGCUUUCAAAUUUUGUGCGAGAAGUAAUCGUGCCAAAUGACUAUAACACGCCAAAUGGCACAUUGUUUAAAGCACGGGCACUGCAUUACUGCCUUGAUAAAAACGUCAACAUCCUAUCACGUGACGACUGGAUUGUUCAUCUGGAUGAAGAGACACUUUUGUCGGAAACCGUUUUAAACGGAAUAUCAAAUUUCGUUUCCAACCCAAAUUCGAAUAUCGGUCAAGGAAUUAUAUCUUAUGCCGAAUGUGGUGUGGAAAACUGGUUAACGACGCUAAUGGAAGGACAAAGAGAAGCUGCAGAUUAUGGAUUAUAUCGGUUGGCUUUCCAGUUUCUUCACAGACCUGUGUUUGGGUUUCAUGGUUCAUUCAUGGUCAUUAAAGCAGGAAUAGAAGAAAAAAUAGGAUUCGAUUUUGGACCGAAAGAAUGUAUAGCAGAAGACCUUCGUUUUGCCUUAGCCGCUUGGCAUCGUGGAUACAGAUUUGACUUUGUUAAAGGGGUCAUGAAAGAAAAUGGCACCUUUUCAAUAACUGAUUUCGUUAAACAACGGAGACGUUGGUUUGUAGGACACUUUCAGAUUAUAUGGGAAACUUCAAUACCAUUGUAUUGUAAAUGGGCUCUCAUGCCAAUGCAUGUAGAUAACAGAUCUCCAGAUCAAGCUUUAGGUUGCCUUGGUCUUGGUGGUGGUUUGAGAAAGGUUGAAAGUGCUUGA